Molecule: messenger RNA, 4361 nt
Organism: Galeopterus variegatus (Sunda flying lemur)
Lineage: Eukaryota; Metazoa; Chordata; Mammalia; Dermoptera; Cynocephalidae
Gene: EPM2AIP1
Product: EPM2A (laforin) interacting protein 1
Exons: 2
Coding region: 91-1917 (608 amino acids)
Biological process (GO): response to insulin; positive regulation of glycogen (starch) synthase activity; positive regulation of glycogen biosynthetic process
Source: RefSeq, a predicted model, not a curated record
GAGCUGAGGAGGUGCUUGGCGUUGCUCCGGGUCCUCCCCUCUCCUUGAGGCCUGUAAGAGGUUGGCCCUGCCCUUGCGGCCUCCUGCAGAAUGUGGAUGAUGCCCAAAAGAAGCAAGAUGGAAGUCGAGGAAUCUGUAGUUUUCCGGCCUGAGUGGACACAGCGUUACUUGGUGGUGGAGCCUCCGGAUGGCGACGGGGCCCUGUGCCUGGUCUGUCGCCGCCUCGUCGUAGCUACCCGCGAACGCGACGUCAGGCGCCACUACGAGGCCGAGCACGAAUACUACGAGCGGUAUGUGGCAGAGGGCGAGCGAGCGGCCCUGGUGGAGCGUCUGCGUCAGGGGGAUUUGCCGGUGGACGCCCCGCUCACUCCUGAGGAGAGAGCUGUUCGUGCAGGUUUCGGGCUCUGUCGCUUCUUGGCCUUGAAGGGUCGCGGCUGGGGUGAGGGAGAUUUCGUAUACGAUUGCAUGGAGGUUUUGCUGAGAGAGGUACUGCCCGAGCACGUAGGCCACCUGCAAGGCAUCGAUUUAACUCCAGAGACCACAAGGCGGAGGAUCCUGAGCAUUGAUAGGAAUCUACGCAGUCAGCUUUUUAACCGAGCCAAGGACUUUAAAGCCUAUUCUCUUGCCUUGGACGACCAGGCUUUUGUGGCCUAUGAGAAUUAUCUCCUAGUCUUUAUCCGCGGCGUGGGCCCUGGUUUGGAGGUGCAAGAAGACCUUCUGACCAUAAUUAACCUGACUCAUCACUUCAGUGUUGGUGCGCUCAUGUCGGCAAUCCUAGAGGCCCUGCAGAGAGCAGGGCUUAGCUUGCAGCGAAUGGUUGGACUGACCACCACCCACACUUUGAGGAUGAUUGGUGAGAACUCAGGACUGGUCUCAUACAUGAGAGAAAAGGCCGUAAGCCCCAACUGUUGGAAUGUUAUCCAUUAUUCAGGAUUUCUUCACUUGGAACUGUUGAGUUCCUAUGAUGUAGAUAUUAAUCAGAUCAUAAAUACCAUAUCCGAAUGGAUAGUUUUGAUUAAGACCAGAGGCGUUCGGCGACCCGAAUUUCAGAUUUUAUUAACUGAAUCUGAAUCAGAGCAUGGCGAAAGGGUUAAUGGACGAUGUCUGAACAAUUGGCUUAGAAGAGGGAAAACUUUAAAACUAAUAUUUUCACUAAGAAAAGAAAUAGAAGCAUUCUUGAUUUCGGUAGGGGCAGCAGCAAUCCAGUUCACAGACAAACAGUGGCUUUGUGACUUUGGCUUCUUGGUGGAUAUUAUGGAACACCUUCAAGAACUCAGUAAAGAACUGCAAGUUAGUAAAGUCUUUGCUGCUGCUGCCUUUGACCAUAUUUGCACUUUUGAAGUUAAGCUGAGUUUAUUUCAGAGGCAUAUGGAGGAAAAAAAUCUAACACACUUUCCUGCCUUCAGAGAAGUUGUUGAUGAGCUUAAACAGCAAUUUAAGGAAGAUAAAAAAAUAUUUGAUCCUGACAGGUAUCAAAUGGUUAUCUGUCGUCUACAGAAAGAAUUUGAGAGACAUUAUAAGGACCUGAGAUUCAUUAAAAAGGACUUAGAACUUUUUGCAAAUCCCUUUAACUUUAAACCGGAAUAUGCACCUAUAUCAGUAAGAGUAGAGCUAACAAAGCUUCAAGCAAACACUAGCCUUUGGAAUGAAUACAGAAUAAAGGACUUGGGGCAGUUCUAUGCUGGAUUGUCUGCCGAAUCUUACCCAAUUAUUAAAGGGGUUGCCUAUAAGGUGGCAUCCUUGUUUGAUAGUAACCAAAUCUGUGAAAAGGCUUUUUCGUAUUUGACUCGAAACCAGCACACUUUGAGCCAGCCGUUGACAGAUGAGCAUCUCCAAGCCCUUUUUCGGAUUGCCACAACUGAAAUGGAGCCUCGCUGGGAUGAUCUUGUGAGAGGAAGAAAUGAGUCUAAUCCAUAAGCCUUUGCAGUACAACAUUGAAAAACUCAACAAGAAUUCAAUUUUAAAAGCAAAAAUUGGUUUGAUUUUUCAAGUUUAUUAAUUUGGAUUGUGGGAAAGCACUAAGUUUAUUACAAGCUGUCCAAAUUGAUCACAAUUUAAAUCCUUGUGACGGUUGCCUUUGUUUCAUCUAAAAUGGCAGCGUGGGACUGAAACAUGAGAACACCACCUUUUGAAAACUUAAUGACAAAGUCAUUGUCUUUUACUUUUGUGAUUGAUUUGAAAGUUUAGUGUUGAUAAUGUGAGUUGAAUUAGAAGUCUGUUUUUAAGUUGUUCUGAAGAUAUAUGCCAAAAAUGUUAGUUAUUUUAAUGAAAUGUUAAAAUUCUGAUACAUAUAGUUUGAAAUUAUCAACUCUUUAGAUGUUUAUUUGAACCAAUUUACAGAAAUUCACGUAGCAAGUUCUUAAGUUUCUGAAGAGGAAGAAUGUAUAUACAGUGGAGGUAUUUUGUCUAACUAUCAAAAUGUUUGUUUGAAACUAUUUUUUUUUUAACAUUUCUGAGUCUGAAGUAAAUAUUGAUACAUUUCCUCCCUCUCACCCCCCCCUCCAGUGAUAUUGAUAUUAUUAAUAGAGGAACUAAUCAUAUAAAACUUUAGUCAGAGGAGCAAGAAUUAUUAAGUUGCUGACUUAGGAGGCUUCCUGCAAUUUGGAGUUAAGACUAACCAAUUAUUGGAGGUUUCCCCUCAAUUUUUCAGAACUGGGGGCUGUUCUAUCAGGUUGCCUAUUAAAGGACUAUGGUAAGUAUGAAAUAUUGAUGGUUGCCAGUUAGUAACUCUAUUUCUAUUCUAGACAGAAGUUUGGUCCUGGCAAAAAGGGUGAGGAUAAAAGGCUUUUGCAUUCUAGGAUCAGGAGGUUUGAGAUAUUUUAGCUUGUUUGUCCUAUCUGCAUGGGUGUUAAUGCUUUAUAAAGAAAUCCAGCUUAAAGGAAACACUUUAUUUUAAAAUGAUAUAGUAUCAGAUUCUGUUAGAUGCUAGAAAUGGAUUUAUUCUAGAAUUUGAGACUGUCCCACACAUUCUGUAUCAAAGACAGUGCACAAGUAGAAAUAUUUAACUCUCAAGAAGCAGCCUUAUUCACAGAUUGUAGUAAUUCUGUAUUUUUAGUAAGACAUCUGCCUGUGCUAAAGCAGUAAUUUUCAAAUUUAUGUUAACUGUGAAAAGGCGAUCUUAAAGUAAAAUUUAAUAUGUAAAACUGAUUUAAAAGCAGGACCCAACUUACAGAUCCUCUCAAGUACAAUAUGAAAACUGUUGUGCUAAAUCCUAUUUUAGUUAUUGCAACUCAUUAUUCUGUGGUCACUAACCCAACAAAUUCAAGGAACCAGCAUACAACCAAGAAUUUAGAAGGAACUGGUGCCCGAGCAAUCAAAAUAGAUGCCACAAGAGCCUAAGAACCAAAGUUGUGUCAGUGGUUCCCAGCCGGAGGCAAUAACCCCUCAUUCCAGAGGAUAUUGGCAAAUGUAUAGAAGCAUUUUUUUUAGUUGUCUUGUUUACUGGAGGCUUCUGCUGGCAUUUAAGCCUGAAGAUCUCUGCCUCCUGGAGUGUAGGGAACAGCCUGGCAUGAUGAUGAAUUAUCCCUUCCAAAGUGCCAGUAGACCCCCAGUGUAGAUUGUUGUAUUUCAAAGGACAGGGCAAAUUACUAGUAGAAGCAAAAUUAGGAGGGCAAGUUGGGCAAACUGACUACUUGAUGAGGAGACUAAUUCCAACAUUCCAAGUUUUCCUGGUAAGGUGCAAUAAAGGCAUUGAUAGGUUCCAGUAGCUCAAAAUAGCAUUUAUCAAUCAGUUACUGAUACUGAGUCAGAUUAAAGGGCUCUAUCCUAUUAUACAUAAUUGGGACAGAAGAACAAGCAUUAUAUGUUGACAAGAUACUUAUCAAGAAUGGUCGAGUUGAGAUUUUGGUUAACAGAGUAAGCUAACUAUCUGGAAAAACAACAGUGAAAAACUGAAAAAAACAAAGUAUCUACCAGUAAUUUCCCAAUAGGUUUGAGAAUUCUAUUUCAUGGCAAAUGUUUUAUUACUUGAGAGAAAGAUUGGAAGACCUGAAAGCUGCUUCUGCUUUCUAACCUCAGUUUCUCAAAUAUUGAAAUCUUGUACAUUUUGUGAAGUUCCAGUAUGUUUUGCUUUAAGGUGAUAAUAAAAUUAGUUUGCAUCAUAUAGUUACUGAGUGAAGGGGGGAGAUUUAAGAUAAGGAUUUUAAAUUGACCCUCAGCAAUAUAGAAUUUGCUAUAAACUAGUCUUGUUUGUUAAAAAAAAAAAAAGUGUACUUUACUGUUUUCUGUAUUAAGUAAUUCUGUAACUGCAUGGCAGGGUUUUUUUGUUGUUUUUUUGUUUUUGUUUUUUAUAAAUAUUAUAGUUGUUACUGGUCCUGUUGUAUCAGUGAAAAUGGUUAAAAUAAGUACCAUUUAAAAAACUA